UGGGGUAUCAUAUUCAAAUGUAUGACAACAAGUUGCAUACAUCUUGAUCUUUUGGAGAACAUGGACACGGAUGCCUUCCUGAUGGCAUUAAGAAGAUUUGUAUCACGACGUGGUAAGCCAUAUGAGAUACUGGCUGAUAGAGGCACAAAUUUCAGAGGAGGAGCCACUGAACUCCAGGAAGCCUUCACAUCGUUACAAGGUCCACUUAAGGAGCAUCUAGCCAGCCAGGAAAUUGCUUUCCAGUUUAAUCCCCCACAGGCUCCACACUUUGGAGGAACCUGGGAGCGAGAGAUACGGUCAGUGAAAAGUGCUCUUCAGGUAGUCUUGGGCAAUCAAACAGUGACUGAAGCACUCUUGCGUACAGUGCUGGUAGAGGUUGAGGGAAUUCUCAACUCUAAGCCAAUCGGCUACGUUUCAUCAGAUGUUGCCGACCCAGACCCUGUUACACCGAAUCUGUUACUGAUGGGUCGUCGAGAUGCCUCACUCCCACAAGCAAUCUACUCCUCUAGUGAUUUGUUAGGGAAAAGACGAUGGCGACACAGCCAAAUUCUAGCUGAUCACUUCUGGGUAAACUUUAUCCGGCAUUACUUACCAAGCCUUCAGCCCCGCCAGAAAUGGCAAAAGGACACUGCCAAUCUGAGUACUGGACAGAUCGUUAUGAUAGUUGAUCCACAGUUGCCCCGAGCUUUGUGGCCUAUUGGCAGAGUGGCUAAAACAUUUGCAGGAGUAGAUAAUCGCAUACGUACUGCAGAAGUGCAAGUGAAAGGGCGCACUUAUCUACGGCCUGUUGCCCGGUUAGUUAAGUUGCCAUCGUGGGAGGAUGAGGAAGGAAACAGUAACUAACACGGAGACUUUCCUAACUAAUUACAAAUUAAAUACUAAAUUUGGGGGCGGCAAUGUAGAAAAGUAUUUUCCUUUAGUUUCAGUUACAUCUUUUACCACUAGAGGGUGCAUAUGUUCCAUUUUACUGAUACCUAUACACUGAUACCUUCCCUUUAAGACACUGAGCACAUACACUACAAGUGCUGGGUCACGGUGAGCAACCGAACUUUAAAGUUGUGUGCGUUCAUGCAGAAAAACCACACAUACAUGCAGAUACAGACUCCAAUGCCUUUUGCCUGUAUUGUAUACCUUAAUGCUCACCAAUGUGGAUUGUAAAACCCAACUCAUUAAAGCUUUCUUGGAUGUUACUCUCUGA
Molecule: messenger RNA, 1198 nt
Organism: Carassius auratus (goldfish)
Lineage: Eukaryota; Metazoa; Chordata; Actinopteri; Cypriniformes; Cyprinidae
Exons: 2
Coding region: 22-843 (273 amino acids)
Biological process (GO): DNA integration
Molecular function (GO): nucleic acid binding
Source: RefSeq, a predicted model, not a curated record